This is a messenger RNA of Magallana angulata, 5432 nucleotides long. RefSeq names its product inositol hexakisphosphate kinase 1-like. Gene Ontology annotation, cellular component: nucleus; cytoplasm. Gene Ontology annotation, molecular function: inositol hexakisphosphate kinase activity. Bases 769 to 1902 code for a protein of 377 amino acids. Gene Ontology annotation, biological process: inositol phosphate biosynthetic process; phosphatidylinositol phosphate biosynthetic process. The record is from RefSeq and is a predicted model, not a curated record. Lineage: Eukaryota; Metazoa; Mollusca; Bivalvia; Ostreida; Ostreidae. The transcript has 6 exons.
UACAUGUAAAUAUAAAUGUAUUUUUAAUAUCUUGAUGAAUAAUUAUGGCAAUGUCCUAAAAAUGACACAGAGUCUUUAUAAAACAUGUACUACAUUCAUUAUCAUUACUCAGCUUACUGUAUAUAUAGAAUUUGUUUUGACUGCAACCUUGCAUUUCACCAUGAUAAACCAUUGACUUGUUGUCUCAAGCUGCGCUAUCUACAUGUUCACAAGACCUUUUCUAUUUGACUUUGAUAUGAGAGGCUAAAAUUAAAAUCAUCAAUGUCCUUAUGACUUACAUGUAGUCUAAAUACCAUUGAACUGAGCACUUGUAAUGGUGUAUUGAAGCACCAGUAUUUGGAAUUCCCUAAACAACUGGAAGUACUUGUAUCAUCCAUUCAUCUCUAAUUAAGAGCAGAGUAUGAUGGAGAUUUUAUGCUAGAGUUAUUAGUGCAGAUAAGUGGUUUGUCAUUUCUACUCUCUAAUGAUAGCCAGUGCAAAUCCUAAUUGAUAUGUAUCACCAGUUGGCUACACCCAGUUUUGCUUUGAUCAAUCAGACCAGCGCUAGUUAUAUGCGCUGUGUGGGAAAAGGUCAAGGCCACAGCUACUCUUCUGUAAUGAAGAAGGGCACUCACUAAAUACCCUCCACUGUCAAAUGGAGGGAGUGACAGAAACAAAACAGUUUGUGUGUGAGAGUUAUAGGUGUAUUCUGUGCUACAAACCAGGAAAUGAAUAGAAUAUCUGCUUGCUAGAAUAUCUAUUCCAAACUAGUACCACCUUAUCAGGAGGAUGCCAGAGUGUAGCGGUGUUAUGGGAGAGGAGUAUGAAUCUGUGCCGCUGCAGCCCUUUCUACACCAGGUCAGUGGACACACGGGGAUGUUCCAGUACGACGACAAGACUGUGUGUAAACCACUGAACGUACGGGAAUACAACUUUUACCUCAACGUACCACACAACCUUAAGCAGUUCACUGCAGAGUUCAGAGGAACCAUAGAAGUGGAGAUUCACGAGGACAGUGACGGGUAUGUGACAAUCCUGGGUCAUCGACCCACGUCCACUGACUGGCAGAAAUCAUCCAAGUGUGAAAACUUCUCCGAGAGGGCUUCACAGAAAGUCAAGAAAGAAGAAGGACAACACAGCUUACGACUUCUAAGAAGUGGCAGUGUUGAGGUUAGUACUCAGACUGACCAGGUUUUUGACUCACAAGACUCAACAAAUAAAACAGAAAACAUCAAUCCCUGGAGCCUGCGUUGUCAUAAGAAGACGCUGACCAAAUUGAGGAAAGCCAACCAGGGGCCGGUCACUCACUGCAAAUUCAUCUUGUUGGAGAAUGUGGCAGCUCAGUACUGUCACCCAAGCAUCCUGGACCUGAAGAUGGGCACGCGCCAACACGGGGAUGACGUCUCGCCGGACAAGAAGGAGCGGUUCAUGAAGAAGUGCCAGAACACGACCUCCAGCAGCCUCGGGGUCAGGAUCUGUGGGAUGCAGGUUUAUCAGGAAGACAGUGAUAAAUAUGUCUGUGUCAAUAAAUACUAUGGAAGAAGUUUAGGUGUGGACGGUUUCAAACAGACAUUGCACCAGUUUCUCCACAACGGCUUUGUACUGAGGAAAGACUUGUUAGAUCCAAUCAUACAAAAGCUUAAGGACCUUCACCGACACAUUCAGUCACAUGACACGUACCGCUUCUACUCCAGCUCACUCCUCAUCAUGUACGACAGCAGCUCUCAGGACGACCACCCGGGCAAGGGCCUGGGCAAUGACAAGGCUGGCCCGGGCUCCAACCCGGUGGAUGUGCGCAUGAUUGACUUUGCCCACAGCACCCACAGUGGGUUCCAGAAUGACACGACUGUCCACUCGGGCCCAGAUCAGGGCUAUUUGUACGGACUAAAGAAUCUUAUUGACGUUUUCACUGACAUGAGAUGAGUUGUCGUCGACGGAAAAUUGAUAAUUCUGUCGUUCUGAGAGGAGAAAGCCAGUGAGUGUGCAUUGUUUGCAUGCAUAAGAGUACAUUUGCAUGUAUUCUGACAGAGUAUGAGAACUCUGAUCCAAUGGAAAUAGUACACAAGUCAUAGACAUAUACACGUUUUAUAGAUAUAUAGAUAUUACCAGAACCUUUUAUCAUUUUGGCAAAUGAGUGGAUAUUAUUUCUUCAGAUCACUUCGGCUCAUUAAGGCAUAUAAACUAUCCUGAUGAAUGGAUAUAAACUAUUAUUAUUAUAGACUCACAAAAGGAUAUAAAAUCCUUCAUAUCAUAGACUGAAAAAAUGGAUAUAAACCCUUCAUAUCACUAUAGGCUAGAUAAUGGAUAUGAAAACCUCAUGAAGUUAUAGACUGAUGGAUAUGAGCACUUAUUAAUGCAUACAUAUAGGCUGAUAGUUAAACCUUCCUCAUCAUGUGCACCGGUAAAUGGAUGUAAUGACUCUUGCCUCAUAAUAGACAUGGAUAUAGACACUUUGUAGGUACUGGUACACACAAAUACCUUGAACAUUGUUAUAGUUGAUCAAAGGGACAUAAACCUCACACAUUAUUAUGGACUCACCACUGAUACAUGUACAUAUUUAUUGUUAUAUUUUGGUUUUGUACAGAAUUGAUGUUUGUUAUUUGUGAUACAUGACAUUAACUGAGGGAUGCAUGUACUCCUCUUUUGUUCUUCAUAUUGGAGAGUUCAUUUAAACUUUUAUAAAUACACCAGAAAACACAGAGUUGUUGUCAGGUUUUAAAACAGAGCUUAGUUUUAUUUUCUCAAAAAGAAACUGGGAGCUUUUGUUAUUACUUCCAUGUCUUGUUAUUGCAACUCAUUUAUUCAACUUUUUUUUUUAAAAAGAAGUUUUUUGUAAAAAAAAAAAAAAAACAAACCUCAAAGUUCAGGAUGAUGUAUAUGGUUUUUCAUAAUUUCAUAUGAUGACUUUCUCACAGUAAAAUCAUGAAGUGCUUUUGCAAGCCAUCUCAUCUCAAAAUGUGUAAACUCUUUUUGUGAUUAAAAAAGUGACCAGAUCAUGGUGUUUUCCACAACAUUGAUGAAAAUGAAAAGUGACCCUUUGGGACCAUCUCAAUCUCACUAAAAUUUAAACAUUCAGAAUUUGACGGUUUAAAUUUUGUUAAUUUUUGUAGGUUUGUUAUUUAGUUAUUAGCUCAUCUCAAAUGAGGGGUUCAAAUACUAUGGAAUCAUUAACUUUUGAGGGGGUCAAUUUUCUUAGAUAUCAUUGAUUUACAUAUUAAUGGGGACAGAAGUUUUUAGGAAAUACUAAUGAGGGGCCCAACAGAAUGCACAAACAUUGAGUCACCAUAAAUUUCAAUGAUUCCACAGUAAGCUUUAGUGCAGCAUUUCAUGCGUAAUUGUCCUUAAAAAUUAGAUGAUUUUUGAUAAUUAGUUUGACAAAAAUAUUCUUGGGUGAUAAGUGAAAGCAGUGUAACCCCCUCUCCUAAAAUUUAUUUUCUUUUCCUACCCAAAAUUAUUAGUCCUCUUUUGAAUUGAAGAAAAUUUGAUAUAAUUGAGAGAGCUAAUAUGAAAAUUUCUCUUGAGAAUCUGAUAUGUUGGUAUAAAAAAUUUUGUUUGAGGGAAAUAAAUUUUUCUAGAGACCUAUAUGUCAUUCCUGGUGUAAUUUAACAAUUCCAACUGGUGUGGGAGAUUUUUUGUUAUCAGCCUGGAUUGUAUAGAAAAUGGACUUUAUUACCAUGAUUAUAUAUAAAUAUUAUGAUGUUUAAAACCAGAACUAAUGAUCUCAUGCUUUGGUUUGGUGAAUGGUGGUGAAUUGUGUAUUUUAAGUGGCUGGAAACAUUUCCCAUCCCUAAUCCUGGGAGAUCUUUUCUUCAUGCCCUCGGUUGCUUGUUCGAUGUUUGAACUUGCAAAGUAUAUAGUCGCAAGUUUGAAUGGUAGUAACAUUUGUAACAAACAACUAUUUACAGUUAAAGUAAAGACUAAGAUUUAUAUUUAAGAGUCUUGAUAUACAAAUUUACAAUGUGUGAAAUCAGAUAGUCAGCAAUCUAUCCAUUGAGUCUUUAAGUUGUGAAUUUUUAUAAUUGUUAAAUGUGUUUACAAGAUGCAAUGUUUAUGUCUUUUUUUUGUUCGUUUGAUGUAUUUACUUUUAAGUAAUUGUGAAUUUGCUAUAUCCCAACAUCAGUAAGAAACAUUUCAGAUAUUUCAUUCAAAGUACAUGACUUCCUGGUUGUCUUGAUUUGUUUGUUUAAUGGUAUUCAAAGGGUUAAUGAGCAAGUCUCCAAUAAUGUUAAAUGGCUAAGUAGAAUCAAUCAGAAUUAAAGGUCUGAUUCAUGAACAUGUUGACAACACUUAUAGCAUUCAUAGCAGUGACUGCAUGUAUUCAUAUGGUACCUAUUCAUCUCUGGAGAAAAAAUCUUUAGUACUUGUAAUUAGUUUUAAAUAGGGACACUUGUACACCACAGACGACACAAACUGGUCUUAAUGUCCUUGUAUCAAGAACAAAAGUUUGGAAGAGAUUAGGUUGUCAGUAAUGGUGGCAGACACAGGAUGCCACUCUGCAGCAGUGCACCUUAGAUUAAGUCCCCUUCUUAAGCACAAUAUACCAAUAUACAGCAACAAAGCCUAACAUACCCCCCCCCCCCCCUCUUCUCCGACACAGUCUCGAUACUCUAUUUGGUUUCAGUCAGCAAUCCCUUAAUUGCACGAGAUGGACUUGCAUUCCAGGGACAUUGGCAGCAUCUCCCAUGUUUUGUGUUACUCCUGAUAAUUUUAGAGGUUCAAACCUGGUUUUUUUAUUCAGUGUCUUGAAGUUUUAAGAAUUUCUAACAUGAUUUAUGUUGUAAAUUAGUAUCAUCUGCAAUAGAAACUUCCAUGUUGUGAUUAUCAUCUCAGGGAGUCAUUUUGCAUCGUUGACAGUUUAGGGGUAGGGGACCAGCUUACUAGUCAUAUACGGUGUCUCACAAUGAGGACCAGUCUAGUCACGUGAUGUCUAACUAUUUCCCAUGCUAUUGACUACAACUGACAAGACAAACCUUGCUACCGUAUCUUGGCGUCAUACUGUAGUAUUAAGAGUUGAUAAAAAGCAUUUUUUUUUGUCCACGGAAAAGAAUUUAAAAAAAAAAACCAAUACACAAAAAUUCCUGUAUAUGUAUUAAAAUAUUUUUUUGACAGGAGGUCUUGUAUGUUUCUUGGUCAUUGAAAUACUGUAGAGAUGUGAAUACAUGUAUAUUCAUUCAAUUAUUAAGCUUUGUCCCCCUUAGAUUAAUUAUUCAUAUUGAUGCAAUAUAAACCAAAGUGUCUCAUUCUGGUACACUUUGGACUGUUUCAGUAGUAUUCAAUAUAGUGUUUAGUUAAGGUACAUUAGUUGCAUGUUGACAUUAGAAAAAGACCUUUUACAUGUGACUGAAUGGCAAAGCUACAUGGAUUGUGAUGUUUUGUUUAUAGAGACAUAUCUUUACUCUAUGAGAAUUUUAUGUGUUGUAAAGUUAUCUUUGCAAUAAAAAAGCAAAAUCUUU